CACACACACGCACCAGGAUCCUGGCGUUAACUGAGACGCUGCGGCGAGGGACUAUGCUAUCCCGGUGUUUUCUGCCUUCGCCAAUCAUUUCAGCGUAAAGGAGACACGAUCUGGACUUGAUGUGGCGCUUCGCUGGGGCUACCGUUGCAGCAGUCUGUGCAUAUAGGAUGCAUCCUCCCCUGGCUUUUGAUGCUGUGCAGAUCCACCCUCCUCUCCUCAGAGUGAUGAACUAAUAGGCAAUGCUUUUUUCCUCGGAAAUCCACCGUGGUUUACUGUUUUCACGUUAGUUGUGUUUGUUUACUGGCGACCCGUCUCCUCCCGGUGCGACACAUGCAAUUUCUAGAGUAUUUUUUCUAUUCUUGUAGACUAGUUGAGGAGAAAUUCUUUAUAAAUCUAAACACGAGACACCGCUGUUACCAAGUCUGACUGACACCGACUCUUUUUUGUCACGCGAAUGAAAGCGCACAGGACUUGGAUAUUUAUUUUUUUAUGAUCCAACUGGUAGCCUUGUUCAGGAGAACUGAUCCAAUUGUGUUAUUAUUAUGCAACCGCAAGGAUCUCAUCUAUAGCUGGGUGUUUAAGCCGCUGGAUUGCUCUUCGCCCAAAUCAAUGUGGUUUCUUUGGAACAUUUUCAGCAAAGGAACGCAUAUGCUGCAGUGUCUUUGUGGCAAGAGUCUCAAGAAAAACAAGAAUCCAAGUGAUCCCCAGCUCAAGGGUAUAGUGACCAGGUUAUAUUGCAGGCAGGGAUACUACUUGCAAAUGAACCCUGAUGGCUCUCUUGAUGGGACCAAGGAUGACAGCAGUAAUUCUUCUUUGUUUAACCUUAUUCCAGUUGGCCUCAGAGUUGUCGCAAUUCAGUCAGUGAAGACAGGAUUAUACAUCGCCAUGAACGGGGAGGGGCACCUCUACACAUCAGAGCUCUUUACAGCAGAAUGCAAGUUCAAAGAGUCUGUGUUCGAGAAUUACUACGUGAUCUACUCGUCCAUGCUGUACAGACAACAGGAGUCAGGGCGAGCGUGGUUCCUAGGGCUCAACAAAGAUGGACAAGCCAUGAAAGGGAAUCGAGUGAAAAAAACCAAACCAGCUGCUCACUUCCUGCCCAAGCCAUUAGAAGUUGCCAUGUACAGAGAGCCAUCGUUGCACGAUGUCGGAGAGACAUUGCCCAAGGCGGCGGUACCUCCCAGUAAAAGCACAAGUGAGCCAGUGGUGAUGAACGGAGGCAAACCUGUCAGCAAGCCUGACAAGCCGACCACAUAGCCACACCUGAUCUGUGUCCUGUGUGUGUUUGAAUGGGGGGAGUGUGACGGAGGCAGGGCUUUUUUUCUCCAACUAGACUAAAGACUGUCUUUUUUCCCGUGGAUCACAUCCAGACGAGCCUCUCUUUACUAUAUCCUCCCACUCCUCCUCCUCCUUCCCUUCUCCAGCUUUCUCAGUGCAAACGGAUGGAUUCUGGGGUGGCUAAGCCUAUCUAUCCAGCACAGUAGGGGAAGAGGACCUCUGAUCAUGGAAUGCCUUUAGAUUUCUCUAAAAACUGUGAGAGUUCAUGUGAAAAAAACAUGUUUCACAGUGACGCUUGUGGUACUUUGCUUGAUGAAACCUUCUUAUCUACGAUCACCCUGCUGCAGCAGAUUCUGUGUACCUUCAGAUCUAUUUUCUAUACUACAGUUCACCAGCUAUGUUCUGGGAUGGGGACUGUACAAAUAGAGUAAAUAUCUGGACUAUAGUGACCUAUAUUUUUUACAAGUACGUUCCCCUCACCUCCUCUUUCUAUCUUUAGUCACAGCUUUUUCUUUAUUUUAUUUUUUUUGGUCCAAGAAUCCGUAAAAGAUAAAAGUCAUUUUGCCACGAAGUUGUAUGAUUUUCUAAAAAAAAACACACAUCAACACAGAUGGGCCAUAAAAAACAAACAUGUAUCCAUCUGAAGCAGUACAAAUUAACUUUUUGUCUGCAACAUGUAAACCCCUAAAACCAUCUGAGAUGUUGCUUUUUUAUGGCACCAUAAAAACAAACUGGAGGCUGGUAGACAGCUCCUGUAAUCAUAGCUGAUGAAGUGCUAAUUACCGCCACUGCAAUCAAUGCACAGAGCUCCACACACACACACAUACUCAAACACACACAUUUUCUAAACAGAUAUGUGUGUGGGUGGGAGAUUUCUGUGAGGAAUGGUGUAGACAUAUCACUAACUGUGUCCCACCAGCAGUUCAGCCCGCCUUCUCUGGUAAAUAAAGAAGCUGAAGUCUAUUUUUCUUUAAUCUUAUUUCCGAGCGUGGGCUCUAGGAAUCUCUCUAGGCCUUGUAGGCCUCUGUUCCUCACUCACUCACUCACUUCUGUGGACUUUGAGGCAAGGAUUGUGGCUUUGACCUUGAUGGUCUGAAACUGCAGGGAUGGCAGUGACAUCAACCUAAAGCAAAGCAAACUAUGUGGCUGAAAGCCUGUAGGUGUCAUUUAUACCAGCUGCGUCCCUAUUUGGUUUGGCAAACUGAAGCAUGAACAAUGUUGUUCUCCUUUUUCAGCCGUUAUACCGGAGAUGGCUUAUAGCGUAACAUUGUAUAAAACUUAGGGAAAUGACUUCUAAAGAUCCUAACUUUUUAAACAAACAACGAUUAUUAUUAUUACUACUACUACUAUGAGAGGACUUGUCUCCUAGCUCAGCAUGCAGAGAGUCCAGUACUGAUCAUCUUGGCCUAUCUUGUGCCUGUUUGGACCUUGAUUCCCGGCAUGCAAAAACAAGAUCCCAGUCCCCACUGGGCCAAAGGUGCCUCACUCACCCAAUAGAUUCAUGUAGAGGACACGUAGCAUUUUUUGUUACAAAACAAAAACACAGUCAGAUGCUUUCAUUCUGAAACAACCAAAGUCUUUUCCAUCUUUUUUUUUAUCCACCAAAUCUGAAUCUCUCUCAGAUUAAAAUCAUCAAAGCUUUCACUGUGAUCACAUUCAUUCUGUUUGAAAGAAUCCAACUCUCUCCUUGGAUCUGCAAAGGUCUCGACUGAUGUCACAUUUCUGAGAGUACAUUUAGCCCAAAUGAAUCGCAUGCUUGUAUUUUUGUACAGGGAUUAAGGUUUGGGCACUGUUCUUCCCUCUGUGUGGGAAGAGGAUCACGGACUGGAGCUUGAAUGGGCAUGUCGCAGGGUUUAACACCCUCACAACUAGUCUGAGAGUCAUCCACUGCACUUUGUUUCCCAUUCUUCAUCACGACUGUUGUCCGAUUAUCAUGUCUGGUGGAUUUAAUACAUCUUGCUUUAAUUCUUCACAGUUUGUUAGACAAAAACGUAACAUGUUAAUUAGAAUGUUGCUGCAGAUUGCUGCUAAAAGUGCAACUAUGUAAAGAAACUGAUACAGUGAAUAUAAAUUAAUGGUUUUAUUUGGAUUACAUGCGUAUUUUUUUUUAUUUACCAUCAUUUCAACACCAAUAUUUGUCUGUAAUAAAGCUGUUGAUGGGAUGACAGAAACACUCUUAUCAGACAGUCAUCCUCUACAAACUCUACAUGCUGGGCUGGUUGCUGCUCCAGCCCUGCCGGUUCCUCCAAGGCUGGCUUUAUUUUUGUCAGUGUGUAAAUGUAGACAUGUCAUGUUAGACUUUCAUUUCCUUUUCUCCUCAUCUCUCUCGUGUACGGGUGUGUUGUUGCUUCUAAAUCUCUAAUCGCUUGUUUAGCUUUAUUCUCUCGUUUAUUUUUUGAUGAAUAUUUUAGAAAUUAUGUUGCUUCUGUUUCCAUUUCAUCUUAUUUUAUGCAUAUGUAAAAUGUCCCAUAUGUUGCAUGGGGAGAGGAUGGCAUUGACGAACUGCAUGUCGUAGGCUGUGUCUAUCGAGAACUGUUGGUGUGUACCGCUACUUUUACAUAUAUGCAAUGAGUUUGUCUACACUAUACAGUUUGUGUUUGUUGUAUUCACAUAUACAACAUACUAAAUAAAAUAUUUAUAUAAAGGUGUACUGUAAUGUCAGUAACUUAAUACUCAAUGCAAUAUAUGUGUGCAGUAUAUUACUGCGCCUGUCAUGUUUGACGGGAUGAAGACAAACAGAGGGAGGAGCUUGUUAAAGCACUGAAAUGGCCAAAGUAGGAACAACAGUUAACAUUUUCUUCAUGUUACUGGUCUUCUGUUAAAGUGGUGGCUAAGCUCGUUCAUGAGAGGCUCUCAUCUCCUCGGUACCAUCGUUUGAAGCGACACAAACAUCUCUUGGUGCGCCACAAGUGAAAUAUGUAUGCCCUUCUCUUUGUUUCUUCUACUUUUAUCUUCUCACUGCUAGGACUGUGUAGAUUGACAUGUUUGGUUUUGAUUUCUAACUGGAGGAGAAUGAGCACUAUUAAAAGGGUUUAUUUUAAAAAAUAUAUAAAUAUUAUAUACCAUUGCAAGUAUGCUCAUUGGAUUUAUGUCAUGUUAUAACAAAUUUGUAACCAUGUAUGAUUAAGGUCUCUGCAUUGUUUCCCAUGCAAAAUGUUGUGUCAUGCGGCACAUUUAUUGUUUUAUUAUAAAAAAAAAUAAAGAAAAAUGAAUACAAAGAAUUGAAAGUGUGACCUUUUGCCUGAGCUUUAAUGAACCUUUUUCAGAGCAAUUUGGGGUGCAAACUGGAGUCGGUUUACUGCCAGUUUGGUAGCAUUUUUGAUUUUAUGAAGUCAGACGUAAAUGGAGUUUGUUCAAAUGGUUUGGACCAAUAUUAUUUUAAAGCGGGCCCACUCAAUGAAUCUGCUGAUCUCUAGAAUAAAUUAAUGCUUCAUGAGUGGCUCUCUGUUGGAACAAAAGUUCUGAUGCUUGUGAUUAAGGAAGUAGAAGUUAGAGCAUAGGGGAGCAGAAAACGGCAGAAUUUGUAGUCUUAUGCAACAUCUGAUAUGAAAACAUCUUGUCUGUAAUUGGCUAGCAGCAGCACGACUCUUCUACUACCUCCAUCUUGCUGUGCAACAUUGAUGUUUUAUCUCCACAAAUAACACAAGCCUGAAGAAGUUGUGCUGUGGAGUUGGUAACGCCAAUGGUUAGCUUCUACUAGCUGAGAUGUUAUCUGCUGUUUCCUGGAAGCUAAAUGAACAACAGCCUUCUGGUUCAAGCCAAAAUGGAUGAGUCAAUAAAUGCAAAUUUUCAGUGAAGCAUAAAUCAGAGUGACUUUUUCUGACAUGAGACAUGCGACUUGAAUUGACUUGCAUCUGUUGACUUGAUGAUGAUUUGAGCAUCUAUGAUAUGUUAGCACAAAAGUGGCACGACGUGGACAAAAAUCAUAAAUCAUUCUUGGUUCUGGGUUUGAUCUUGUUCUGCUAAAUGCAGCAGCACUUUGUUCAUAAUAAGGUUCAGUUGCACUUUCUGCUUGUUUCAGCAAACAAAUGAAGCUUUAAGAAGCUUUAUGUCUGGACUUUAUUUAUUAUCAUUGUCAUUAAACUGAAGUUGGACAGAUGACUUGAUUGUGACUUGAAAAUUCAAAGUUAAGGACUUGACUUGGACUUAGACUUGACUAGAAAGACUUGUGACUUGUGACUUGCAAAGCAGUGACUUGGUCACACCUCUGACUAUAGGCUUUGUGAAGAACACGUGUUUUACCAGCUCUGUGUGUGUGUGUGUGUGUGUGUGUGUGUGUGUGUGUGUGUGUGUGUGUGUGUGUGUGUGUGUGUGUGUGUGUGUGUGU
Molecule: messenger RNA, 5605 nt
Organism: Nothobranchius furzeri (turquoise killifish)
Lineage: Eukaryota; Metazoa; Chordata; Actinopteri; Cyprinodontiformes; Nothobranchiidae
Gene: fgf14
Product: fibroblast growth factor 14
Biological process (GO): regulation of voltage-gated sodium channel activity
Cellular component (GO): cytoplasm; nucleus
Molecular function (GO): growth factor activity; sodium channel regulator activity
Source: RefSeq, a predicted model, not a curated record